Molecule: messenger RNA, 372 nt
Organism: Acanthocheilonema viteae
Lineage: Eukaryota; Metazoa; Nematoda; Chromadorea; Rhabditida; Onchocercidae
Source: the annotation of a GenBank genome assembly
AUGCUGUACUGGGAUGAUGGUGAAAGUAUUGUGAAAGAUUUUACAACUUACAACUACUUUUAUUGGUUAUUCGAAUUUGUACUCAGUGCUGACACGGCUACUUUGUAUAUCACUCCAAACCGUACUGCUACAGGAUUGGUAGUGCCUACAUUAGAUGUUGUGGAUAUUAUCGGUUAUCGUUAUCAUCCCAAACUGGAUGAGGUGCGGCUCAAUGGUAUGCCAAUCAAAAUUGAUACUCAACAAUCACAUUACGACAGCUCGAAGAAUCGUUUACUAAUAGUAAAGAGGAAUCUGAUGAACAUCGCUAAUGGAAAAAAGCAGACAUUAUCUUGGUCACAUCAAAAGCCAUUCUGUGAUAGUACUCAUUGCUGA